Messenger RNA from Symbiodinium sp. CCMP2456, 3338 nucleotides. The record is from the annotation of a GenBank genome assembly. NCBI's taxonomy places the organism in Eukaryota, Dinophyceae, Suessiales, Symbiodiniaceae.
AUGCGAACAACUGUCAUAUUGAAACGGCACUGGCAUUCGGCUCAUCUCCAGAGGUUUUGGAAGCAAAAGGGGCGAUCGAACUGGAGCAGAUCUUCGGGCAGAGCUUUGGCACUCUUGCUGCUUACUCUACUUCCGUUGGCAGGGGCGGACCUGCGUGCGCUCGCACUACGAGCCACAAAGCAGAUUGCGAUUCCUUUGUAUUCGCGGGUGCACCAGCUGCAGUUCGUGGCACCAUUGAACUUCUCGGAGGAUCUGGCAGAGAUGCAGCCAUCUUGCUUGAACAGCUCUUCAGAUAUCAGGCGAUCCUCCUCCCUUGCGUCCCCGAGAAGGACGCACACUCCAGCGAAAGAGACGGACGAGCAAGACCCCUAUCCGGAUGCGCUUCGGGACAAGGUUCUGAUGGCUUUGAAGGCGUUGCACUGUAGCGGUGUCAGAUUGCCUUUGCGGAUUAGAGUCUUCGAAUCACCUGGAAGCAACUUCCGCAUGAGGGGGUACUUCUACGUACGUUCGAAAGAUGGCAGCAUCGAGUAUCACCGGGGAGGCUCGGCGCCUUAUCGUGCACGGCAGCACAUCAGGAUGAAUCAGGCCAUGGAGCAAAUUCAGCGAUUUCUGCCAGAGUUUGGCUUGUGUCACGGCAUUGAAGAGGCUCUCUUUCAUGUCUCCUCCAAGGGCGACGUGCUGGUAAUGCUUGGAUAUGAUAAGAUCCUACCUUCAUCCUGGGCAUCCAAAGCCAGGGCGCUGCAUCGGCGGUGUGGCUUCCACGUUGUUGGCUCCAUCAUUGGUAGAUCCUGGUGGGCCCGGCGACAGGGUAGAAUUUCUGUGCUGCGAGACCACCUCCUGGAACAGUUCGAUAUUCAGGGCACCAGGUUGCUCUACCGCCAGGUCAUUGGGUUCUUUUCUCAGCCAAACUAUGCUGUUGCACAUCGAAUGCUUGAAUGGGCUGUGAACAGUACUCGCAUCCUAAACGCGUCGCAUGACCUCAUGGAGCUGUACUGUGGGGGUGGCUUCUUCUCUGUAGCCCUAGCGAGGAACUUUCGGAAGUGUAUCAUUGGAGACAGCAGUCGUGAGCUUGUACAGCUGGCACGACAAAAUCUGGAACUGAAUGAAAUUCGGAACGUUCAAGCAUUGUGGAUGACCGCCGUCAGCAUGUUGGAGUCUUGGAAGUCGAAUUCGCUACCUGGUAUGGUUUCUCCGAACACGCUGCUCGUCGACCCGACUCGCCACGGCCUGGACAGUGCCGUCACAGAAUGCUUGCCAGCUUUCGAGAACAUUCUGUACAUCAGCUGCAAUCCUCGGACGAUGGCCCGUGAUCUGCGCACCACAACUAUGACCCACGAUGUGAAGGAAUUUGCAUGUUUCGAUCAGUUUCCACGCACGGACCACAUGGAGUGUGCAGCAUUACUCACUCGACGAAAAGGGCCGGCACAUUGGACUUCUGAGUGGACUGCAAACUCGCCGUGCAAGGAGCUGGCUCGCGAAAUGCGUCGGCAACGUUUACUCGAGGCUUCGGCCGGUGAGAGACGCGACCUCAGUGAAGGUUCCCCGACCAGUGACGCCAAGAAGAGGAUGGCUUUUCGAGUCAUCUAUGCCGCGCGGCGCGCCUUCGUGGAGUACAAUGCAGCCGUGAAGAUCCAAAAGGUUGCUAGGGGCAGCAUUGCAAGAGCCAAGCUGAACAGGCAAAUCAGCAAGAUCGCACACGCUUCUGCUGCCAAAGUGCAGGCACUGGUGCGUGGGAGAUUGGCGAGAAGCAGCCUGAGGAGACAGUCCGAUGCGGCAACCCGAAUCCAGGCCUACGCUAGGAUGCGGGCAGCCAAGCACGAGGUGGACUCUAUCCGUCUCUCAGCGAGGCACAACGCAGCCGUCAAGAUCCAAAAGGUUGCAAGGGGCAACACUGCGAGAGCCAAGCUGAAGAGGCAACUCAGCGAGAUGGCACAUUCUUCCGCCACCAAAGUGCAGGCUUUGGUGCGUGGGAGGUUCGUGAGAAACAGCUUGAGGAGGCAGUCCGAUGCCGCAACUCGAGUUCAGGCUUAUGCAAGGAUGAGAGUGGCCAGGCACAAGGUGGACUCUAUACGUCAGGCGGCAAGGUUGGCAAACAAGCUGGUGCGUGGUUUUUUGGCCCGCCGCAGAGUGCGAAAGCUGCGGCAGGCUCGCUCAGAGGAAGCCGAGCGCCAGGCGGCCCAGUGCGAUGCUGUCAUGGCUGGCAUUCUGGAGGCAGGUCUCAGCUCGAGGUGCACCAGCCCCGUGGACCUCGAGGGAGCCUCCGAUGCUUCACCCGCUGCCAGUCCACGCUCCGGGCCACAGGCACCUGCGGUGCAGCCGCAGCAGUCAAAGCCCGAAGUGGUGGCAUUGCGCGAGUCGCACGACGACGAGAGCUGCAGGUUGCAAGCGCAUGAUGAUGACAGUGAGCGGAACGCUGAGCAACCCCACUUCACAAGCUCGCAACUGGAGGCGUCGCACGAUUCGAUGGAUGCCAGCAACUUGUUGCAGGAUCUGGCAUUGCAGGACCCUGACUCUGCAGAAGAUCACUUCGCAAGCUCGCUUCUGGAGGAGUCCGUCUCGCAGGAGGACUCUAUCAAGAUUGUCAUAGAAAAGGCGGAGACUCGCGAGCUGGACGAGCCGUUCGAAGAUCAGGACGAGGCGUCGGCAGCACUCGUGCAGUCAUUGGUGGGAGAUGCUCUUGGGGACUCCAUGGCAUCUCGAUUGAUGACUCCACAACCCGAGGAGUCUGAGGGCUUGGAGGCGUCCCCUAAGUCUGCCUCAGCCUUCAACGCAUCUCGGGACACUGCUUGGACCGCCGAUGACCUGGUUGCGAAUGUGAUCGAGGAUGUCGUAGAGCUCGAUGGAAAGCCAGAUUCCACGCAAGAUGCUGGCAGCUUCCCAACCUCGAUGGAGGAUGUCAACGCGAUGGACCCGCUGCUUGUGGAGAAGCUUCAACAAGCACUCCUUCAGGCAGAAGAAGAUCCGUGCGAUCAAUCUGACCCUCCCGGACACCCAGAUGAGAUACCGGCCGAUCAUUCAUUGCCAGAGGCCGAAUGCGAUGCUGUCCUCGCUGGCAUUCUGGAGGCCGGUCUCGGCUCCGGCUCCAGGAGCCCUGUGGACCUCGAGGGCUCCAAUGCCUCACGUGCUGAGGCGUGUUCACAGGAAGCUGAGCACGAGGCGGUGCAAUGCGAUGCUGUCAUGGCUGGCAUUCUGGAGGCAGGUCUCAGCUCGAGGUGCAGCAGCCCUGUGGACCUCGAGGGAGCCUCCGAUGCUUCACAGGAAGAUAUGGAUGUGGCUCUGGUGGAGCAUCUUCACCAGGCAAACGACAGCGGUGAAUUGCUGCCCAGCCUUUUGGAUGA